UAUAAAUAGACUAUAUCAGACUGGACACCGCAUAUGAAGACGUCUAUUUAGACGUACCGGUAUGUAUAUAUGUGGACAUGUAGUCCAUGGAACCGAUGCUAAGGUAAAGGAAGUUUCGCACGUAUGUGUGGCCUACAUGCAGGCUACAAUUUAUUCAUCAAGCUUCUCAGUGAACACGGUCUGAUAAAGAUGUCUUCUCCUGGAAAUAGAGUAGAAGAAUUCGGGACGCUGUACCGACAUGACGAGUCUGAUGACAUCGUCUUUGGCGUCUCUGAAUGUAGCAAACCGUUGGUUGUGUUGUUUGCGUGGUUAGGAGCCUCAGAAACCGGCGUUAGGCAGUACGUCACUGUGUACAUUCAGAGAAAGGUAGAUGUCCUAGUUGUACGUAGCGACGCCCUGGAUUUCCUACAACCUCAUCGAGGAAAGGAGGUUGCCAGGAAGGUUCUUGAGUACCUCCUAUACACACAAAAGGGCUACUCACGCUUUGUCGUGCACACUUUUUCCAUAGGUGCUUUCAUCUUCACCCUUUGUUCUCUUCAUGUACAGGACAACACUAGCAGGUACGGAGUCUUCACACAACGUCUUGAAGGAAUCGUCAUGGACAGUUGUGUGGUUGGAAGUCUUGAGAACAUGGCGACAGGGAUUUCGAAAAUAAGCUCAACAAAUUUCCUUCUCAGAAACAUCACCUUUUACAUCGUGAUCUUGUAUUUAAAACUUGCCUGGUCCACUUCUCAGUUUUACAACCAUGCACUGGAGCACAUCUUCAAUGCGCCAUUUGACAAGCCGUCGCUAUUUUUCUACUGUCGCAAUGAUCCAAUGUGUAAUACUGAAGAAAUGGAAAAACUUAUUGAUCGCUGGAAAUCGAAACUGCAGUCUCCUGUAGUUGCCGAAUGCUGGGAUAAGUCUGUCCACGCAGCCCAUCUUAAAUUCCACAAAGACGAUUACUUGAAAACUUUGGAUGAGUUUUGUAAAACGUUACCGGAAUUUUUCACUAGUAGUUUGCAUGGAAAUCAUACGUUCAGUAAGCUGUGAUAAUCAAAGAAGCUAUUUUUUGCAUUUAA
Messenger RNA from Liolophura sinensis, 1061 nucleotides. Its product is annotated as transmembrane protein 53-like. Bases 124 to 1032 code for a protein of 302 amino acids. The transcript has 3 exons. Lineage: Eukaryota; Metazoa; Mollusca; Polyplacophora; Chitonida; Chitonidae. Gene Ontology annotation, molecular function: serine hydrolase activity. The record is from RefSeq and is a predicted model, not a curated record.